AUGGCGGCAGCUGACAUUGCUCCCCAGUUUGGAGCGGAGCUAAAGGACAACUUCAAACCUGUCAACGCUUGGGUAUCGAACGGCAUAUCGUGGCUUGACGAGAUCCAACAAUUCUAUCGCGAGCGGAGCGCCAUCGAAAAGGAAUAUGCGGCGAAACUGACGGCACUGUGCAAGAAGUACCACGACCGUAAAUCCAAGAAGAUCAGCUCUUUGAGUGUCGGCGAUACUCCUUCCUUGACUCCCGGCUCCCUUGAGAGUGCCUCGUUGACAACGUGGACAACGCAAUUGACCGCCGUCGAAUCCCAUGCUGCCGAACGAGACAAAUAUGCGACGGAAUUGAUCGGACAUGUGGCAGAACCGCUGAAAAAUGCCGCUGCACAGUUCGAGGAGAUUCGCAAGUGUCAUGCCGACUAUCAUACUAAGCUGGAAAAGGAACGUGACGCUUCCUAUGGCGAAUUGAAGAAGGCAAAGGGGAAAUAUGACGGGGCUUGCCAGGAAGUCGAAUCUCGACGAAAGAAAACGGAAUCUUCGUUUGAUCACGGCAAAGCCAAGGCUCAGUCUGCGUAUCAACAACAGAUUCUGGAGAUGAACAAUUACAAGAAUCUCUACCUUAUCAGCAUCAACGUCACGAAUAAGCUCAAAGAGAAAUUCUACCAUGAAUAUGUCCCUGAAGUUUUAGAUGGAUUACAAGACCUGAACCAGACAAGAGUCAGGAAACUGAAUGAUUUGUGGUCCCUCGCUGCACAACUCGACAAGUCUUCCUUAACAAACAGCCUCAAUCAUUCCACCAAUCUCAUUGGCGAGAUCCCUCGCAAUGAUCCUCGGCUUGACUCCAUGAUGUUCCUUCAGCAUAAUAUCGCUCAAUCACAAGAGCCCGCGAACAUGGGCUUCGAGCCUAGUCCGGUGUGGCACGACGAUGCAUCCAUCAUCACCGAUGAAGCAGCCAAGGUAUUCUUACGCAACGUACUUGGAAAGAGCAAGACACAGGUACGCGAGUUGCGGGUGGAGGCGGAUAAGAAGAGACGGGAGGUAGAGAACGGCAAGAAGACUCGCGAGGGGAUUCAGCAGGGCAAAGACAAGCGCAAUGAGGUUGAUGUCGUGCGAGGUAUUUUCUAUCUGCAAGAAGCUCUGCAUGAGGUGGAACGGAAGUGGGUCACUGCGGAGGUGGAAACAUCCACUAUCAUAUCCGUGGCAGGAGACUUGUCUCUAGGAGCCAAAAAUCAUAACUUCCGAUCGCAAACCUUUAAGAUCCCCACAAACUGUGAUCUAUGUGGUGAACGCAUUUGGGGUCUUUCUGCCAAAGGCUUUGACUGCCGGGACUGUGGUUAUACCUGCCACAGCAAAUGUCAGAUGAAGGUCCCAGCAGAGUGUCCUGGAGAACAGACCAAGGAAGACAAGAAGAAACUAAAGGUUCAGCGUCAGGAACAAGCUGGAGCUGUGCCUGCUGCUGAUGGUGAUUCUGCUACAGCGUCAUCCGCGGCACCAUCUCUCACUCGUCAGAACACCAUGAACUCACUGAGCUCGGGAUAUGCUGCCAGCACUGCGCGAUCAGUGUCGGUCACCAACGUCGCGGCCCAACCUACUCCCGAGAGCCCAGCAGAAGCAGCCCCUGCCCCGGCCCCUGUGGCUGACUCUAAGCCCGCUGCCGCUAAGCGACACAGAGUGUUAGCUCCACCUCCCACUGCAUACGUGAGCGCGCCGCCCGUCACGGAGUCCCUGUCUGCUUCGAAAUCCCAGGAGCCUCGGGGCAAGAUGAUUUACGCAUUCCAAGCGACAGGAGCCGAUGAAGUGACAGUUCAGGAAGGGGAUGAUGUUGCUAUUGUUGAGCCAGAUGAUGGAUCUGGCUGGAUGCGUGUCCGUGUGGGCUCGCAAGAGGGUCUCGUUCCCUCCUCCUACGUUGAAGCCGCACCAACGCCAUCGCCCGUGCCAUCGGCGAGCCCUGGCCUAACCGAUCGACCGGGAUCGGUGUACUCGAACUCCUCUGCAUCACUAGCAGGUAGCGCGGCGCCUAAGCGUGUGGGCCCUGCUGUGGCGCCCCGCCGUGGUGCCAAGAAACUGCAAUAUGUCGAGGCACUGUACGAGUACGAGGCGCGCAGCGAUGCAGAGUGGUCGAUGGCGGAGGGCGACCGAUUCGUCCUAGUGACGCGUGACAGCGGCGAUGGUUGGGCCGACGUGGAGCGUGGUGGAGUUACCAAGAGCGUUCCUGCAAACUAUAUCCAGGAGGUGUAG
This is a messenger RNA of Penicillium cataractarum, 2229 nucleotides long. Its product is annotated as putative actin polymerization protein Bzz1. The coding region runs from base 1 to 2229 and encodes 742 amino acids. Gene Ontology annotation, biological process: regulation of actin filament polymerization. Gene Ontology annotation, molecular function: protein binding. Lineage: Eukaryota; Fungi; Ascomycota; Eurotiomycetes; Eurotiales; Aspergillaceae. The transcript has 6 exons. The record is from RefSeq and is a predicted model, not a curated record.